Messenger RNA from Tetrahymena thermophila SB210, 5097 nucleotides. Its product is annotated as cyclic nucleotide-binding domain protein. The transcript is spliced from 10 exons. The record is from RefSeq and is a predicted model, not a curated record. Lineage: Eukaryota; Ciliophora; Oligohymenophorea; Hymenostomatida; Tetrahymenidae.
AUGGAUGAAGCAAAUACGUUGGCAGAUGAGUAAAUCCUUUUGCAGAUGAAAUAAGAAGACUUUGAAACAAUAAGAGUUUAGAAUCCUAUUAGAUAUAAAGCCAUACUUAAAUAGUAUAUAAGAAUAUACUAACCUUAAAAUUUAUAGGAAUUUGCAAUGUGCAUCAUCAAAAAGCCAAGCGAAGAGAGAAACGAAGACGAAAUUAAUAUCCUUCAAUAAUGGACAAGCAGAUUUUAGUUCUUUCAAGAUCUAAAUAGAAAAUAGAUUAAUGUAGAACUAAGAUUGCAUCAUAAGUGUUGUGGUAGUAUAAAAUAUGAAAGAGUUUCCAAAGGAACAGCAGUUUUUCAAGCAGGUGAUAUUCCAGAGAAGUUUUACAUUGUUUUAAGUGGAUCAGUAAACGUAAUGCUUCCAAAAUCAAAAGAAUAAUUAGUCUAGGAAGUAAAUAGUGAGAAGAAUAGAAUAAAAAAUCUAAAAACAUUAGAAAUAAAAAAUUCAAUAUGGUAUCGAAUAAAUUAGAUAAAAGAUAGAAGAGAGUAGCUAAAAACGAGUAAAAACAUAUCUCAUUAACAAUCUCUUUCUCCUCACCAUAACACAAACUUUUUCAAAAUUCCUUCUAUAAAAAGAGUAGAUUCUUUUACAACCCCUAGGUAAUAAAACAUGCUUUUAGAAAACUCUUUUUCAUCAUCACCAAGGUUUAACAAUUUGAGACCAUAAAAUUCAAGUAGGUUUGAUCCAGCUUUAACAAUUCAAGGUGAUGAAAUAAAUAUGACAGCUUCAAAUUUUAGUGAACAUAUGGAUCAAUCUAAAUUAAACUUCAGCUAAAUGGAAGAUAGAUAUUUAAAAAAUCAAAAUUUUACAAAUAAAAUGUCAGCAAAAGAUAAUAUACUUUUAGAAAGACAUCAUAACAAAAGAGGAAGUGUUUUUAAUGACUUUAGAUAAUUCAGAAGAGAAAGUUUAACUUCUGAUUUGAAUUUUUCUAUUAAGAAAGAUGAAUCUGCUGAUGUUUAAGCAUCAAUUUUCAAAAGAUAGAAUUCACCUGAAUAAGUAAUGAUUGAUUUUAAAAAUUUAUCAAAUGAAAGUGAAGAGAACUCAGUGGUUGUAUCAGAUACUGGAAAUGGUCAAUAAGAAGGAGAGUCUUAGAAUGAAUUGUUUUCUACACUAAAAAUAGAAGAAAAUAACAUUUUAGAUGAAAAUGAUCCAGCUUAUAAACAGCUAGGAAAUAUAUAACUUGAAGCCAUUCAAGAUUUAGAUAUCUUCUUUUAAGAAGGUGUUUCAAAAUAUAAGUAUUUGCUCACAUUAAACCCUGGAUCUAUGUUUGGCGAACUAGGGUUAUUACUCAAAAAACCUAGAGCUGCUACAAUAUUAGCUAGAGAAGAUACUGAGUUUGCUGUUCUUAAUGCUGGCGAUUUUAGUAAUAUCUUAUCUGAGGGAGAGAUGAAAUAAAUUAACAGAAGACUCUAGUUUUUUGCUGAAAACUUUUUACAAGGCUGUGGAAAAGAAAUAGUAACAAAAUAUAGUUAUAAUUUUAAAUGUGUUAAAUACAGUAUAGGAAAUAUUAUUUACCAUCAAGGUGAUUCUUCUUAGUUUGUGUAUAUUAUCAAAAAAGGUUUUGUAGAGCUUUCACAAACAAGAAUAAUUAAAAAGAAAUAAAAUUAAUUGGAUCAGACGGACUCUGUUUCAAAAAUGCUUAACACAUUUAAAAAGUAAGAAAAUCAGUCAAUAGAGAAGCUGGUAAAAGAGAAAGUUUGUCUUUCAUAAAUUUCAGUAGGAUAAUGUUUUGGCGAAAUUGAAGUAAUUAAGAAUAUGCCAAGGAUAUCUCAUGCUAUUUGUAUAUCUAACAAAGUAGUGUUAUGGGAACUACCUGCAACAAUAUUUCAAAAAUUGAUCACAGAAAAUAAAUUUUUAUACCAGCAAUUUCUUGAUCAGAUUAAACUAAAAGAAGAAUGGUAUUAGAAGUAAGAAAUUUCUCAUGAUUUACAAAAAGAAAUAAAAGCGGAGAUAUCUGAGAGUGCCAAAGAUUUUUAGCAAAAAUAAGCCAUAUAAGAAGAAAUAUAAAUUAGAAAAUAAAAAUUACAGAAAAAGUACUCUCUAACAUGCCAUUCUUUCAUCAAAGGAUAAGAUGAAGAUAUAGAAAAGCACAUAAAGUUAGAACUUUUAAAAGAAGAGCUAGAAAAAGAUAUGAAAAUUUUAUAGGAUUUAAAGUAGGUAGGUGGUUAUGAUUUUUUAAAAAAGUAAGAAUUGGUUAAAAGUGUUGAGAUAAUAGGCAUCAAAAAAUAGCUCAAUUUGAAUUAAAUUCAUAAGCUAUAAAGAUAAGGAGAUUAGUUCGAUUAGAAGGUAUUUAAGGUAAUGUAAAAGAUUGAGCAUCAGAAAAAGCAAAUGAAAGAUCUGAUUCGUAAAAUUAUGAUUAAAAAUUCAUAUAAAUACAUGCCAAAAUUUAAGCUAAGCGAGUUUAUUGGUAUGGACAUUAAACAUGCUUUAAAUAUUUAAAUAUUUUCUGCUCUUUAAAAUCAGACAAAAACCCAGCCCUAAAAAAGUUUUGAAACUCAAGAGGAAAAAGUAGAUAAGAAACUUUAAUUGGAUUGGAAUUAAGAAUCUCUAAAUAAGGAUUUGUUAGACAAAUAAGUUGAUCAGUAAGAUUUAACAUCUGAAUUAUUAGAAAAUAAUUUUGAUAAAUAAUUAAUUUAACCUAAUUUGAUAGAUGGAAGUUAAAUAAAAAACGAUAAAGAUAUUAUUAUUGCUUCUGAGUAAGGUAGCUAAAAAUUUGAAAUUAAAAAAAAAAUUUAAAAUAUAAAAUAGAAUUUUAAAAAUAAAUUGGAAUUAGCAUAAUUUGAAAGUAAAAAAAGUUAAUUGUUUUCGAAAUUUAAAUCGCAAAUUCCUGCAAAUACUAAGGAUAUGUCUCCCUUUUCACCUCGAAUUUCAAAAAGCUUACUCAUUCAACAAAAUACUGGCAAUUUUCUUGGGAUCGGUAAUUUUUAAGAAUAUUUACUAUCUUCCAAAACAACAAGAGAAAAAAUUAUGGCAUCUUAGAAUUAACUUUAAAAGAAUAGUCAAAUUAACAAUUAAUAAUAAAAUAACAUAAAUUGCAGAUAGAUUUAAUAAAUUCAUUCGAAUUCUGCAAGAUCAUUAUAGACUCAAAAUAUUUUCAGCAAUGAAAAGGGCUAAAGAUAAUCAUUAAAUAUAGCUGAGUAAAAUAGCAACGAUUUAGAAUCAACAAGAUCUAAGUAGUAUAGUUAAAGGGAAUCAGCUCUAUAUUUUAAUAAUUAUAACCUCAUUUAAUAAAAUAUUCAUAAUAAAUAAAUGGAUAGUCAUUCAUCUAUUUUCACAGUCAAACCAUUUUUCUAUACAAAAAAUUAAUAAAACACAGAGAUAUAGAAAGCAUUGCCUAAAUAAAACAAAUUUAGAGAAAAAAAUAUUAAAAAUAUGAAAGCUCAUUCUAGUUCUUUGAAAGUAGAUAGCUAGCUAAAACUCAAUUAACAUUAAAAACCAACAACAGAUAAUGUAAAUAAGAUAGAGUACUUUUUCAAGUCUAACGAAGAAAUAUUGAACUUUUACAAUAUCAAUUCAAUAAAAAAAGAUUGUAAAAGAGAAACUUUUUAAUCAACCUAAGAAACUUUUAGAAAAUAACAUGAAUAGGAUUAAUAGAAGAGCUUUCAAACAUAAAAUCAAUAUGUUAAGAAUAUCAGUAAAAUGCAAGAAAAAGAUAAUUUCACUGAUAAACAAUCAGAUGGUUAAAGAUUAGAUCACCUUUAAAGCAUCAAUACAAAUAAUGAUGAUAUAUUUUAAUCAUUUCACUCAAUUAAUACAAAUUUAAAUGGUUAAAAUAACUUUGAAUCAAAAUAUGCUUUUUAAUAUGAUUAAUAAAAUUUAAUAGCUGAAGGCAAGCAUAAUAUUAUUAGAAGCUAAAGCAAUCCAAAUAUCACAUAAAAUUAUAUGCAAUUCAACAGAAAAAACUGUAAUUUAAAAAUAAAUUAAUCGCCUAUACUUUCUAAUUCACAACAAAUCAAAUUAAAAUCUACCCCUCCAAUAGAAUAAUCACAUAUUAAAAGAGAUGCUAGAUUUAGAUGGUCAAUAAAUUCUUAAAAGCAUAGUGCAGAUUGCUUGAUUACAGCAAAUUAAACUAAUUCACUUUAAAAAAAUCAACAAUAAAAUGAAAAAGAUAAUUUAUCAAUUCCCAUUUCACCUAUUCUCUUGAAAAAUGAUAGUUAUUAAGAAAAAAACUUUUACAUGUAUAACUUAAAUCUUAAUCUUGAUAAAAAACCAAAAUCAUCUCUUCUAAGUAAAACUGAAUAGAGCAUAUAAAAUUAAUCAAUAAAAGAAUAAGAUGAUAAAAACUUGAAUUUACAAAGUUCAUUUUGUUAAUCUACAGAAUCAUAUAAUUAACCACUUAUACAAAAGCAUAUCUAGUUAUCUAAUUCUCCUAAAAUAUAAAAUUUUGUUGAAAUGAAUAGAAACAUUACAAAACCAGUUAAUAAAUAAAAUAAUUACACUAUCAAAAAGAAAACAAAUAUAAACCCUAUAUGCUUGUAAGAAUAUAAUGAUAAUGGAGAAUAGGAUUCAAAAUACAACCAAGAAAAAAUUAUAAAGCAGUUAAUAAAAUGUAGAGCAAGACAAAAGCCAAAAAAUUCAAACAUUAAAGAAACAAAGGAAGACAAAUUAAUCAGGAUUAAGAAAUCUUUACUCAAUUACUGUGAUAGCAGUAGUGACUUAUCUAAUUCUUAAACCCAUAAAGGAAGUGUAGAAUCACAAUCUUAAUAUAAAAAAAGUAGCAAUAGAUAAACACUCCAUAAAAGAUAAAGCUUAGGAUAAGAUUAAAGUAGUUAAAUGCAAUCCUCAACAGCUUACAGUUUUUAUCCUAACUUUGAUGAAAUAUAAAACUAAAUAUCUCAUAAUACAGCUAAUUAAUACACAAAUUCACCUUCUAGCUAAGAAAGGAAUCCCUCUUUAUAUAACUAAAAUUCUUUUACCUCAACUAAGCAUAACAUGUUUAGAUAAAAACCAUAAAAAUUAUUUUUGCUUCAUAAUUCAUCUAACUACCCUUAACAAAUAUAAAAAAUAGAGUCAAUUUUAAGAAUUUAUAAAAAAGAAAAUAUUAAAUGA